Phytophthora sojae is the source of this 1125-nucleotide messenger RNA. RefSeq lists its product as hypothetical. The transcript is spliced from 2 exons. The coding region runs from base 1 to 1125 and encodes 374 amino acids. NCBI's taxonomy places the organism in Eukaryota, Oomycota, Peronosporomycetes, Peronosporales, Peronosporaceae. The record is from RefSeq and is a predicted model, not a curated record.
AUGGUGCGGCCAGUCUUCCAGCGAGCGCCUUCUCGGACCAACACGGUCGACGACGUGGACGAGCGGAACACCUCGUUCUUGAGAAACCUGCAGAGUUCGCACGCGUACUCGCCGGAGACGUCGCUGCAGCCUGAUACCGACAUGCUCGACUUGUCCGAAGAGAAUACCAGUGGCGUACCUCACACAGGCGCCCACAGCAACAGCAAGCCCCAACGCCGAGUUAGGGCUCCAUCAGACGAUGUCAAGGCCGUGGAAUCCCCGCCACUGGGCAAACGGCGCUAUUCUGCGCGCAGCCAAGCGGAGGACUUAAACACUUUGAUGCCCAUCAUUAAGAAGAAGCCGAGCCACUUCCGGAGCCAGCGUCGACGUGAACAGUGCCGCAUCAACCAGAUCCGCUCGGAGAAGUCGGUGCGCGACCUACAACGCGACAUUCCCGUGCUGGAGCUGCAGCGCGCCCGCCUCCAGUACGGCGACCAGCAGGACGUCUGGGGCGUCGUGAUUGAGUAUUUCAAGAUGUUCCGCUUCGGUGUGUUGGUGCCGACGACGGUCAAGCUAGAGGGGGCACAAGCCGGUGCUCUAACCUCUGAGGCAGGCCCGUACAACGUCGAGGUGGAGCAGCUUGCCUUCCUACGCUCGUCUCUGGCUAGUGAUGUCGUUCUGGGCGAACGCAGCGGAGUGGAGGCGCUCAUGGACCAGUGGAGAUGGUACUCGACCUACUUCGACAACCUGUACUUUCAGCUGGAGCGUAUCAAACGCGUCAGCGACAAGUUUGUGAGAGUGUCAGCCACGCUGAGCGUGACAGUGUCAGAAGCAACGCUGGAAGGUAUCUUCCCCUAUCUAACGUCCGAGCCCCUCAAGUCGAAGCUACUACGCCAGACUCUCCGCCUCCCGUGUGUUGUGUGCUUCGAGUGGGAUGCGGUCAACAACUGCGUGGCACGUCUGGAGACGACAGUGGACUUCAUCAACCCGCUGACAAAGCUGCUGGGGAAUCUCACGGACGUGGCGGCGGUACUGGAGCUCGCGCAUAUCUCGCGUGACGGAGUUGUCGGAAGACCGGGACAAAUGGCCCAGCUGCAGGACAAGGAAGCUCAGCGUAGAGCGACAGGAGGAGCGCGCACUCAAUAA